This is a messenger RNA of Enhydra lutris kenyoni (northern sea otter), 4060 nucleotides long. RefSeq names its product UTP3, small subunit processome component (gene UTP3). The transcript has a single exon. The coding region runs from base 213 to 1637 and encodes 474 amino acids. Gene Ontology annotation, biological process: maturation of SSU-rRNA from tricistronic rRNA transcript (SSU-rRNA, 5.8S rRNA, LSU-rRNA). The record is from RefSeq and is a predicted model, not a curated record. NCBI's taxonomy places the organism in Eukaryota, Metazoa, Chordata, Mammalia, Carnivora, Mustelidae. Gene Ontology annotation, cellular component: nucleolus; small-subunit processome.
AGCGGAAGUCCUUGUUCACACGCCGCGCGGAAAGGAUCCUGGGGGCCGGAAGGAGGUGGAAACUCCUGCCGCGGAGCAAUUCGCGGGCGAGCUGGCCUGGGAGGAGAGCGCGUGGCUGUUGGAAAAGGCGUGUUGCUGGAGCGCGUGGCGGUUCGCGGCGGUCGGAGGUUACCGAAGGCCUGACAUCGGUGUGGAACUUAAGCCCGUGAGUUAUGGUGGGGAGAUCCCGGCGGCGCGGAGCGGCCAAGUGGGCAGCUGUGCGAGCCCAGGCUGGUCCCGGCCCAGAGGACGAAAAUGAAGACGAUUCAGAAUUGCCACCCUCGCCUGGGGACUCCAGCUACUACCAAGAUAAGGUAGACGAUUUCCAUGAGGCCCGAUCCCGGGCUGCCUUGGCUAAAGGCUGGGGCGAAGUGGAGAGUGAGGAGGAGGAGGAGGACGGUGAUGAGGAGGAAGAGGUUCUACCCCUAGAUAUUGCUGAUGAGGACGAUGAAGAUGGAGAGAGCGCGGGGGAUGACGCGGAUGACGAUGGCGGGAGCUCCGUGCAGAGUGAGGCCGAGGUGUCCGUGGAUCCCAGUUUGUCAUGGGGUCAGAGGAAAAAACUUUACUAUGACACAGACUACGGUUCCAAGUCCCGACGCCGACAGAGUCAACAAGAAGUAGAGGAGGAGGAAAGAGAGGAGGAGGAGGAAGCGCAGCUCAUUCAGCGGCGUCUCGCGCAAGCCCUGGAAGAGGAUGACUUUGGGGUCACCUGGGUUGAGGCCUUUGCAAAACCAGCACCUCAGGUAGAUGAGGCUGAGACCCGCGUCGUGAAGGAUCUGGCGAAAGUUUCAGUGAAAGAGAAGCUGAAGAUGCUGCGGAAGGAGUCACCAGAGCUCUUGGAGCUUAUAGAAGACCUGAAGGUUAAGCUGACUGAAGUGAAGGAUGAGCUGGAGCCGCUGCUGCAGUUGGCGGAGCGAGGGGUCAUUCCACCCGGAAAGGGGAGCCAGUACCUGAGGACCAAGUACAACCUCUAUUUGAACUACUGCUCCAACAUCAGCUUUUAUUUGAUCCUGAAAGCCAGGAGAGUCCCCGCGCAUGGACACCCCGUCAUAGAGAGGCUUGUCACCUACCGCAAUUUGAUCAACAAACUGUCAGUUGUAGAUCAGAAGCUGUCUUCUGAAAUUCGUCAUCUGCUCACAUUUAAAGAUGAUGCUGGGAAGAAAGGACUAAAUUCGAGAGCAAAAUCCACCAAGGCCAAGCCAAAAUCCGUUUCAGAGACUACUGCUGCGGCCUCUGCUGUUGCAGCUACGUCUGAUGAUUCCGAUCUUGAUGAAGAAGCUGCGCUGAAAUUCUACAAGGAAAUAGAAGACAAGCAGAAGUUGAAGAGAAAGAAAGAAGAAAAUAGUGUUGACGAACAGACUCUUGAAGAUCAGAAUGCGAAGAGAGCCAUUACCUAUCAGAUCGCUAAAAAUAGAGGACUUACACCUAGAAGAAAGAAGAUCGACCGCAAUCCCAGAGUGAAACACCGGGAAAAGUUCAGAAGAGCCAAAAUCCGCAGGAGAGGGCAAGUUCGUGAAGUCCGGAGAGAAGAGCAGCGUUACACUGGUGAACUCUCUGGCAUUCGUGCGGGAGUUAAAAAGAGCAUUAAGCUUAAAUAACGUUUUCACUUAGCUUAAGUUCUUCGGCAAUAAUUUUAGAUCAAUAAAUUUUUAUCUUUAACUGGUGAAGUGAUUGGAUUGAUAUAUAAUACCUAACCUUAGAUUUAAAAAAUUCUUGUCAACAGGGAAAUUUGGUUUGUUCAAUUUUUUUGUUGUUCUUUAAUUUAUAUUGAAGUCAUACUAGGAAUUUGGGCAGCCAUACAAAAGUGCUGGUAAAAGGUGGUGUGGACCAGAGUUCUCCAAUAUUCUGUCAAGUAGUCGCCUAGGAAAGUUUCCUGGGUGGUGAAGGAACAACUGUCAAACUUAGAACACUUUUAUAAUUUUUCUUGUGAAGAGAAUGCAUCUUUGGAAUCAUCUUAUUUGUAAGAUGGCCUAUAAAAUAGUUCUGACAUAUUAAUUUCAUUUACCUGAGUGUAAUUCUUGAGCAGGAUACUUGUAACUAACAGGUCUAAUGUCAGCUUAAGGAUUUUGUACAUUCUGUGUGGUAAAAGCUUAGGAAUGAAGAGGAACUUUAGUUAAAGUAGAAAAAGACACGACUUAAUUACAUUAAUUGUGAACAUUUUCUUAUAGUCCUUAAUGUGAUAAAUAAGGUAAAAGUUUCAUUUUCAGUACUGUACUGGGGACUUCAACAGUUGCCGUUUGUACACUCGCAGAAAAUUUGGUAGGAUUACUGUGAGGUGAGUGACAAGUUCAGGUGGUAAAAAAGAACAAAAGUUACACCUUUCCUUAGUCAUUCUGGUCUUUAAAGUAGGAGGGAGAUGCUGAGAUGAUGAACUUGAAAAUAUUUGGGAUGAUGCCAGGGAAGAAAAUGACCAGCCUACUGAAGGAAAGUAUAAAAGAUGUUGUAACUAUGUCAGUGUUCAUUAGCUAUUGUUAAUUAAAUAUCUCUAGCUGUUAGAGAUACAAAGAUGAUCAGUGGUUAAUAUUUAUUAAACAAUCACCAUGUACCAGUUGUGCAUCACCUCAUCUAACCUUUAAUAGUAACUUUGUGAGGUGUGGUACUGUUUUAUAGAUUUCCCUUAGGAGGAUGCUGAAAUUCCAGGAGGUUAACUUUAUAAAGGACGCAGGCUUGGGAUUUGGACCUAAACCAUCUUAACUUGAGCCUUAUCUUAACCUCUGGUUUAAAGCUGCUUCCUCAGCAGCACACAUGUCAAAUUAUUUUAUCUUUUGUUUUCUUAUAAAGAGGUGGAUUGGAAAUAAAAGUCAAAAGUGCUAAGGUACUUCUGUAAGCACUUUAUUUAUACUUAACAUCCUUACUCCUCACAAUUUUGGUGCAGUAAUAUCUAUUAGCCAUAUUGUAAAGAUGAGGAAGCUAAAAGAAAAAAUAGCUUUAAAGGUCAUGUAGCUAUUAAGUAGAGUCAGGAUUUCAAUCCAGCCUUUCUGGCAUUCCUUUCCUGAUACAUUAGGAAAAGUACAAGUUUUGCUAUUAACUUACUCGGGUGCUUUUGAGUUAAUUACUUGAUUUCCAACUCAUUUUCUUUAUGGUACAACUGUACCUACCUUGGAGAGGUGAUGUAACAAUGGUUAAGAGCUCUGAGACAAUAGAAAGUAUGUGUUUUGGUUCUGCCCCCAAUUCUUGGCACAGAACUCCUAAACCCUUGUUAAUUCCUAAGUGAUAAGAGCACUCAGAGCAUUUUUUUGUUCUAAUGAGGUGACUGGGUGGGCUCCUGCUUGGCUCUGGAAUGGGGGCUGGUGCCCAGAAAGUUCAGGCCACAAUUAAAAGCUUGGAAUUUUCAGCCCUACCCCCAUUCAACAGAAAGGGGAGAGAGGCUGGAAAUGGAAUUACUGAUUGAUUAUGCGUAUGUGAGAAAGCCUUCAUAAAAUCCCCAACAGUGUGAGGUUCAGGGAUCUUCCAGAUUGGUGAAUGCAUCCACACGGACAGGGUGAUGCACUCCAUGGGGACAGCAUCUUCUGUGCUCGGCACCCUCCCAUACUUCACCAAAUGCAUCUCUUCGUCUGACUUCACCUGUAUACUCAUAUCCUUUAACAGGCUGGUAAACGUUAAGUAAGUGUUUCCAUGAGUUCUAUGAGCCACUCUAGCCAAUUAAUUGGACCCAGGGAGGGGGUUGUGAGAACCUCAGAUUUGCAGCUGAUGGGGCAGAAGCACAGGUUAACAGCUUGAACUGUCCAGGUAGAGAAUGUCAGAAUUUAGUUAAAUUGUACAAUACCCAGCCAGUGUGACAAUUGCUAGGGGGAGGAGAGGGGCUCACAUCUGGUGUUAAGAAAUACUGUGAGUGUGGUACUAUAAAAGAAAGAGGUGUAAAACAGUUUUCCCAAUUCGAGAGCAGACUAGACUCCCCGGGUUCGUAACCCAUUUCCAUCACUUAGUCUAUGAGUUGGGGUACAUCUCUCUGUUCCUUAGUUUUUUUUUCAUCUAAACUGGGAGAAUUAGUAGCAGUGUCUGCUUUGUAGAGUUUUUGUGA